Neohortaea acidophila is the source of this 2226-nucleotide messenger RNA. RefSeq lists its product as uncharacterized. Gene Ontology annotation, cellular component: peroxisome. The record is from RefSeq and is a predicted model, not a curated record. The coding region runs from base 192 to 2192 and encodes 666 amino acids. Gene Ontology annotation, biological process: fatty acid beta-oxidation using acyl-CoA oxidase; lipid homeostasis. The transcript has a single exon. Lineage: Eukaryota; Fungi; Ascomycota; Dothideomycetes; Mycosphaerellales; Teratosphaeriaceae. Gene Ontology annotation, molecular function: fatty acid binding; FAD binding; acyl-CoA oxidase activity.
CCACAUCCGAGGUCCGAAGCCGGGGACGACCUUCGAUUGAACGUCGAAUGCUCGACGACUACAUCACCACUUCCCUUUAGGCAACCCAACAUUAACAAAUGAACCCAACCAGACUUGCUGCUUGAAUACCAAACGACCCCUGCCUGAUCAGACAAGUCUAUCAUCCUCGUGUCGACCAGCCUACUCUCACAAUGCCUCGCCCAGACCAACGCCACAUUCCCAAAGAACCCAUCGAAACACCCUUCACCCUCUUCCUCUGGGGCGCAGAGAAAUUCGCCCGGCGCAAAGCUAUACUCGCAGCCUUCACUUCCAACCCAAUCUUCAGCAAAAAAGACAUCGUCCUUCCCUCCCUCGCCCGCAAAGACGCGUGGACCCGCUCAGCCCUGCAAGCACGCGAACUCAUCCGCCUCAAACUCACGCACAACUGGUCGCACACGCAGUUCCUCGACGCCGUGCGCGAAACCGACAACUUCCUGCCCGUGCAGCCGCAGUUCCGCAUUUUCCUGUCCAACCUGGAGCGCCAGGCGAGCGACGAGCAGAAGGCCGAGUGGAUCCCCAAGGCCGAGCGGUUUGAGAUUUUCGGGUCGUAUGCGCAGACGGAACUCGGGCAUGGGUCGAAUGUGAGGGGCAUUGAGACGACGGCGACGUUUGAUCGCGAGGCGGAUGAGUUUGUUAUUGAUUCGCCGACGCUGAGUAGUACCAAGUACUGGAUUGGCGCGACGGGCGUCUGGGCUACGCAUUCUCUCGUCGUGGCGCGCCUCAUUAUCGACGGCAAGGAGUACGGCAAUCAUCUCUUCUUCACUCAGAUCCGCGAUCUGGACACUCAGCGCCUCAUGCCCGGCGUAGAAAUCUACGAACUCGGCCCCAAAGCCUUCCAGGGCAUGCUCGGGACGGAUAACGGCGCCAUGCAAUUCCACCACGUCCGCGUGCCGCGAUCGCAAAUGCUCGCGCGCAACGCGCAAGUGCUGCAAGAUGGGACGUACGUGAAGCCAAAGAACGAACUCCACAGCUACGGCUCCAUGGUCACUGUGCGCGCCAUCAUGGCCGAGUGCACGGGUUGGGAUCUGCUCAAACCCGUCGCGGUGGCAUACCACUACACCAGCUACCGCAAGCAAUUCAAAAAGGCCCCUUCCCAAGCAGCAGAGACGACGGUCAUCGACUACGCCAGCGUGCAACACCGCCUCAUCCCGCUUCUCGCGCAAGCCACCGCCCUCGUCCUCGUAGGCCAACGCAUCAAACAAGCCUACGACGACUACUCCAGCGCCAACAUCCGCACAGGCGACUUCUCGCAGCUCGAAGACUUCCACCUGCAAACCGUCGGGGCGAAAGUGUACAGCACGGAAAUCACCGCCCACGGCAUCGAGACGUGCCGCAUCAUGUGCGGCGGCCACGGGUACCACGCUCUCGCCGGCUUCGGAAGAAUGUACGGCAACGCGGUGAAUGCCCUGACCUACGAAGGCGACAACUACGUGAUAGGCAAACAAGUCCCGCGCGCCAUCCUCAAACACUGGCGCAACAAGACGGAGUCCUCGCUCCCGACCCUCUCCUACCUCUCCAAACUCCGGAACCGCAACUCCCUCUCCCCGCCCAAACUCACAGCCCAAUCCGACUGGCUGCGUCCAGAAGUCCAACGCUGGGCGCUAGAAGAGCGCCUCGUGUCGCUCGUGAGCCAACACAUAGCCGACACAGAAGCAGGGCACGACACGAGCUACAGCAGCCACGCGCUGACAAUGGCGCACGGCGACAUGGUGUACUGGAACGGAUUCGAAGCUCUGCUUCGCGAUCUCGAGAAGCGACGGCCUAAGCCGGCAUUCACGGAGGCGGUGCGCGCGCUGUUUGACGUCUUUUCUUUGUCGGUGCUGCAGAAGCCGCAUCAUGCUACUCUUGCUACUGCUUUGCCGCUUUCGAGCGUGCAGCGGGGAUUGCUUCGGCAGGCGGAGAGAAGUGCUAUAGAGGCGUUGGCGAGUGAGCACUUGGAGGAGAUUAUGACUGCGUAUGGCUUCACGGAGUACGAAAUGGAUAGUGCUCUGGCGCGAGCGGAAAAGGAGCCGUACGAGGCGCUGUUUGAAGAGGGUGGAAAGGGGAGUGAGAUGAGCGGGAACAGGAUGGAGCAUUUGUUCGGGAUGAUGGUUGAUACUCGGCGGAUGUGGCGACGGAUUGAGGAGGAGAAGGCGGGGAGGCCGAAGUUGUGAAAAAGAUGUAACGGGCAUACGUGAUGAUUAUGAG